UUUCAGUGUACUUCAGUUGACAAUUUAAACGCAAGGUUAAUCAAACAAUUCAGUCGCACUUGCGGUGUGCAGGAAUACACAGCAUAAAAAUUCGAUUGUUAUACGCAAAAUUUGUACCAUGGACAACAGCGAUAUUAUUGAAUUUAAAGGUGAAACCUUUAUGGAAAUCCUAUUGAUCGAUUAUCGAUGGAUUAUUGUGUGCUUUCUAUUGUUACCGAUGUCAUUUCUCUACAAUUUAUGGUUUUACACACGCAACAAAAUCAUUUUUUAUAUGAGCAGUGCCCCACAUGCUCACAACGAUAAAGUUCGCAAAAUUCAAAAGCAGGUUCAAGAAUGGAACAAAUCAGAUAAAACGAAAAAAAUGUGUACAGCAAGACCUGGCUAUCAAACGAUGAGCUUCCGUAAACCGAUGUACAAGUCAAACAUGCAUCAAAUCGAAUGCAAUUUGAUUGAUAUUUUGGAAAUUAAUCGAGAGAAGCGUAGCGUUCGUGUAGAGCCAUUGGCAACGAUGGGUCAAAUAUCAGAAACAUUGUCAAAAAUUGGCUGGACUAUUGCCAUUGUGCCUGAACUUGACGACUUGACUGUUGGUGGUUUGGUAAUGGGAACUGGCGUUGAAUCUAGCUCUCACAACUAUGGACUUUUCCAACAUAUUUGUCUAUCAUUCGAAUUAGUUUUGGCCGAUGGCAGCGUUGUAAAAUGUUCUCGUGAAGAAAAUUCCGAAUUAUUCUACGCCAUCCCAUGGAGUUAUGGAACAUUGGGCUUCUUAACUGCUGUUGAAUUGAAAAUUUUGCCAGCCACAAAGUAUAUUCGUAUGCAGUAUGAACCAGUAUUUGGACUGGAAAACAUUGCCAAACGCUUUAACGAAGCUAGUCACGAUACAAACAAUAAUUUUGUCGAAGGGUUGCAAUACACCUUAGAUGAAGCGGUUAUUAUGACAGCAGUAAUGGUGCCAGAUCACGAGGUGGAUCAUACAAAGAUUAAUGAUAUUGGUAAAUGGUACAAGCCAUGGUUCUUCAAGUAUGUCGAAAACAUUCUGAAAACUGUACCAAGAGGUCAAACUGUUAUCGAAUAUCUUCCACUGCGUGAUUAUUAUCAUCGUCAUUCACGUGCUUUGUUUUGGGAAUUGCAAGACAUCGUGCCUUUUGGAAAUCAUCCAAUUUUCCGUUACUUAUUCGGCUGGUUAUUGCCGGUAAAAGUGUCAUUUUUGAAAUUGACACAACCAGAAGUGGUUAAAAAAAUGUACGAAGAAACGCAAGUAAUCCAAGAUUUAUUGGUGCCAACAUCAAAAAUGGCCGACUGUAUUCGUGAAUUUAACAAAUUGGUAAAUGUUUAUCCGUUGUGGUUGUGUCCGUUCCGUUUGUGGAAUGAUCCUGGUAUGGUUCAUCCAGCAUCUGGAUUAGAGGUUGACAUGUAUGUCGAUAUUGGUGUAUACGGCACAGUUAAAGUAAAACGUGGUCAAUUCGAGGCAGAACGCACAACACGCCAACUAGAAGAUAUCGUUGUCAAAUCGGAUGGAUUUCAAAUGCUUUACGCCGAUUGUUUCCGCACUCGUGAAGAAUUCCGUCAAAUGUUUGAUCAUCGGUUGUAUGAUCGUAUGCGCAAGCAAUUGCAAUGCGAAAACGCAUUCGUUGAAGUUUACGAUAAAAUUAAUAAAAAAGUUCGCGAUUAAAUUGCAUCAUUUUUUUGGUUUUGGUUGAAAACAAUCGGAUUAUCUAUCAAAGUAUUUUAUCGCUUUAGUGGAAGAAUUUUCGUUAUCAUCAUUGCGAACGAAUCAUUUGUGUGACUGACAUGCAAGUGAAGAGUUCCACAUCUUUAUCAAUCUACUUGAAAAAGUUACAAUAAAAAUAAUGUUUGCAAAUUGAGA
Messenger RNA from Contarinia nasturtii (swede midge), 1864 nucleotides. Its product is annotated as delta(24)-sterol reductase-like. NCBI's taxonomy places the organism in Eukaryota, Metazoa, Arthropoda, Insecta, Diptera, Cecidomyiidae. Gene Ontology annotation, biological process: steroid metabolic process. The coding region runs from base 119 to 1669 and encodes 516 amino acids. Gene Ontology annotation, cellular component: membrane; cytoplasm. The transcript is spliced from 6 exons. Gene Ontology annotation, molecular function: FAD binding; Delta24(24-1) sterol reductase activity. The record is from RefSeq and is a predicted model, not a curated record.